AUGGCUGCAGUGGCAACAAGCACCAAUGCCCGGCCCCCUGGCUCUUACAUGGCCAACAGUGAUGGCGCCAACACGCUGCCCAGGCGAGGCCUGGCGCACCUCGUCGACAAGUUUGAGACGCUCGACAAGGCCAACAACGGUGGUGCGCCUCGCAGGAAGCUUAGCAAUCCCCGACAGCAGGGGGCGGGUUUGACGGCCAGCAAAACCAUGUCGUCACUGAACUCGCUCCAAGACAACCGACGUUAUCUCGAAAAUGCCCCGUAUAGAAAGGAUGAAAGGCUUGAAUUACUACCCGCGGCGGCUGAACCAGGACGGACCAACAUCUCACCCUGGAAACCACAUGUCGCUCCGCCCAAAAAUGCCCAUCACAGGGAUCGCCUUUCAACUGUGGCAGAGACGAGAAAGAUUUUUGAGUCUGAGGAGCCCGCGCCGAAGGCUAACCUAGACACCCAAGGCUUCAACUAA
This is a messenger RNA of Cordyceps fumosorosea ARSEF 2679, 465 nucleotides long. RefSeq lists its product as hypothetical. Bases 1 to 465 code for a protein of 154 amino acids. NCBI's taxonomy places the organism in Eukaryota, Fungi, Ascomycota, Sordariomycetes, Hypocreales, Cordycipitaceae. The transcript has 2 exons. The record is from RefSeq and is a predicted model, not a curated record.